UCUGUUUUAUAAUCAAAACUCAUUAUUGGGUGCUUUUUGCUGUAAGACAUGAUAUUAGGCACUUUAUGGAAUUUAGUUAAAAUUAUAGGAUUUUGCCAUGAAGAUUUUUAAUUCUAAACUGUAGAGGUGGGCAUGUUUGAUGUUAACUUGUCUUGAGUGUUAUUACCCAUAGAAGGCGAAUCAGUUUGGUCUUAGAAAACCAUGAUAACUUACAGGAAGAAGCAAGCUUGAGCGCCAAACAUAUGAAGCCCACGAAGAUAGUCUGGGGUAGCCCUGGUGAGUGAUCCUGCCUGUCCUGCAGAGCUCUGGAGAUGGACCUCUCUCAUUGAUUGUUUCCGUUGGCUGAGAGCCCAGAGGACUGGGUUUCCUUGACUUCAGGAUACAAAGAACACAGUCCUGGUUAUCAUCGUCCACGUAUGAACCAGUGUGAUGGUGAAAUGAGAUGAGGCUCCGAAAUGGAACUGUGGCCACUGUUUUAGCAUUUGUCAUGUCCUUCCUCACAUUAUCUUGGUAUUCUACAUGGCAGAAUGGAAAAGAAAAACUAAUAGCUUAUCAACGAGAGUUUCUUGCUUUGAAAGAACGUCUUCGAAUAGCCGAACACAGAAUCUCACAGCGUUCUUCUGAGUUAAAUACCAUUGUACAGAAGUUCAGGCGGGUAGGAGCCGAAACAAAUGGAAGUAAGGAUGCCCUGAAUAAAUUUUCAGAUAACACCUUAAAGCUAUUAAAGGAGUUAACAAGCAAAAAUUCUCUUCAAGUGCCAAAUAUUUAUUAUCAUUUGCCUCAUUUAUUGCAAAACGAAGGUAGCCUUCAACCUGCUGUGCAGAUUGGCAAUGGGAGAACAGGAGUUUCAAUAGUAAUGGGAAUUCCCACAGUGAAGAGAGAAGUUAAAUCUUACCUCAUAGAAACUCUUCAUUCCCUUAUUGACAAUCUGUAUCCUGAAGAGAAGUUGGACUGUGUUAUAGUAGUCUUCAUAGGAGAGACAGAUAUUGAAUAUGUUCGUGGUGUUGUAGCCAACCUGGAAAAAGAAUUUUCUAAAGAAAUCAAUUCUGGCUUGGUGGAAGUCAUCUCAGCUCCUGAGAGCUAUUAUCCUGACUUGACAAACCUAAAGGAGACAUUUGGAGACUCGAAAGAAAGAGUAAGAUGGAGAACAAAGCAAAACUUAGAUUAUUGUUUUCUAAUGAUGUAUGCUCAGGAAAAGGGCAUAUAUUACAUUCAGCUUGAAGAUGAUAUUGUUGUCAAACAAAAUUACUUUAAUACUAUUAAGAAUUUUGCACUCCAACUUUCUUCUGAGGAAUGGAUGAUUCUAGAGUUUUCCCAGCUUGGUUUCAUUGGUAAAAUGUUUCAAGCACCAGACCUCACUCUGAUUGUAGAAUUCAUAUUUAUGUUUUACAAGGAGAAACCCAUUGAUUGGCUCUUGGACCAUAUUCUCUGGGUAAAAGUGUGCAAUCCUGAAAAAGAUGCAAAACAUUGUGAUAGACAGAAAGCAAAUCUGAGAAUUCGCUUCAGACCGUCCCUUUUUCAACAUGUUGGUCUGCACUCUUCACUAUCAGGAAAACUUCAGAAACUCACGGACAAAGAUUACAUGAAACCGUUACUUCUUAAAAUCCAUGUCAACCCACCUGCAGAGGUUUCUACUUCCAUGAAGGUCUACCAGGGGCACACGCUGGAGAAAACGUACACGGGGGAGGACUUUUUCUGGGCGAUAACCCCAACAGCUGGAGACUACAUCUUGUUUAAAUUCGAUAAGCCAGUCAAUGUAGAAAGUUAUUUGUUCCAUAGCGGAAACCCAGAGCACCCAGGAGAUAUUCUGUUGAACACAACCGUAGACGUUUUGCCCCUUAAGAGUAAAGGAUUGGAAAUAAGCAAAGAAACCAAAGAGAAACGAUUAGAAGAUGGUUAUUUCAGAAUAGGAAAAUUUGAGAACGGUGUUGCAGAGGGAAUGGUGGACCCUGCUCUAAACCCCAUCUCAGCUUUCCGGCUUUCAGUGAUUCAGAACUCUGCUGUUUGGGCCAUUCUCGAUGAGAUUCAUAUUAAAAAAGUCACCAACUGAUCAUUUCCUAGGAAACCAAUACAUGUCUCCUGUGAAUUUGUUAAAGACAGUUAAGCAUGUAUCUUUUUUUUAACUCAAAUACUACCUCUUGUGGAAUCUACUGUAGAUAAUACGAUUGCCAUGUCCACUCAGAAAGUGAAUCUCCCAUGGAUAACUGUAUUCAUUUGAACUUAAGCUGUCCUCCAAUUUUAACGUGACUCAAAUAUUUUACAGUUAUGACAGCCUGUUAAUAUGACUUGUUCUAUUUUGGUAUUAUACUAAUACAUAAGAGUUGUACAUAUUGUUACAUUCCUCAAAUUUGAGAAAAAUUAACGUUAAAUACAUUUUAUGAAGGGGGUACUUUUGAAGUUCAUUUAUUUUACUAUGAUAGACCCUCUUUUAUAGAUUAUCAGGGAUUAUAUAUAUAAAUAUAUAAAUAUACAUAAAAAUGUUAUGGAGUUAAUUUAUUAGAAACUUGAGUACAUAUUUUUGUGCAGUAAAUUUUUGAAUUGAUACUUUUUUUGAGAACCAGUUACUUUGCUUUUUUAAGUUCUUUCUAUAUUUUUCUUUGGAAGUGCAAACAUUACAAAUUAAUGCCAUUUUCCAAAUGCACUGCCAUUUAAGAAUGAUUCUAGAUUGAUUUCCUAAUUGAAGUACUUUUAAUAAAUCAGUGGUUCUGAACAAAAUAUUUUCAAAGGCAUUUGUCAUUCCUUAAAGACAAGAUUUUAAAGACCAAUGUCCUUCUCUUGAGGGUUAUUUUACUAUACUCGGCAUGGUGUACAGCCACAGAAGAUAGUCUGAUAAAUUUCAAUGUGCAAGUACAGUGCAUUCAACUUAAAUUAUCAGACAUCAUCCAUCAUAUUUUCCUCUGAUCUGUAAAAUGACAAAUUCUUCUUUCCUUUUUGGUCGCUGUCAUUUAUCACUGAGUUAGAUACACUAUCUUUUUUUGUUUCUUUCUUUAUCUCUGUACUCAUUUUAUGAGUUUUGACAAAACGUUUUCUGGUUAAUGGUAUUGUAUGAGUCAUAGGUAAUGUAUAAUUUCAAAGAAAAAAUUGUAAUACUGGGUUUUGGUGAAAGGUAUUGUAACAGUUGUAUGUCUUACCAAAAUAACUUAUUCCAUUGCAUUAUGAACUUAUAUAAGAAAACCCCAUGUCCAAAGAGUAUUUGUUACUCAUAAUCAUGCAAUUCCAAAUAGAACUGUUCUCAUAAACCACGAUCAUCCACCUCAGCAAUCAGUUAUCUUUAUAACAGAAUUUUACUUUUUAAAAAUUAUGAAUUAUCAACAUGAGAGCUUCCCAAACAGUAUGCUUUGACCCCCUGGUGUGCCUCAGAAGGGGUGCAGCAGUGGAGGCCCAGGGCAGCUGCAGUGCCAGCUGCUUGCCUGCAGCCUGCAGCUUCAUCUGGUUAUCCAGCGUGCUGAACAGACAGCAUCUUCUGUGCAGUUAGGCCGCGAAGGUUGGGAAACUGAUAAAGAGUAAUUUCCGUCACUCCUUAUUGUAAUAAUUUUUAGUCACUUGACCCGAUUAAAAACUCACGUUGCCAAAAAUGAUUUUUAAGUUAAAGUUCAGUUUAAAUUUUCAGUUAGGGUUUUUUAUUUGCUCUCAUUUUCUUUAUUUUGCUUUUCAUUUUCCUCUCAAAUUUCUUUGGUCCAGGACCCACAGGCAAAUUUCACUUCAAAAGAGAAAUUACCUUUUGUUAUGUAAGUUUUUGGCACCAGCAUAGCAUACUGAAUUACUUCUGAAACAACUGAGCAAUAGAAGAUAAGAAUCUGUGGAGGUGGUUUUAGAGGGGCCCCUGGUUUUCCUGGUUCCUGAGUUGCCCACUCUGGAUCAGGAGGAAUCAUUUUCUGGAAGAGGUAUUAUUUUAUAUUCUGAGCCUGUCAGAAGUCUGUUAUUUAAGAAUGUGUAAAAAAUGGUGUCUUUAGUGAUGUUGCAAUGAGAAAAAAAAUAAAUUUUGCCUUUCUGUAGACGUCAGAUCACCAGUUAACUUUGUAUUGAGGGACCUAUUUUUUAAACCAAACCUUUGUAGUUGAUCAUCUAGCACAGCUCAGAUCUUGUAUAUGUGCCAACCAAAUUUUUAUCAUUUAAGAAUGUUUCCCAAAAUACCUCCCUGCUUCUAAGCCAUUAAUUGCCAAUGUAAAUUUUGUUUUAGCCAUUAAUUUUUGUGCUCAGUUUUACAAUAUUUUAUAUACGUAAGAAAACAAGAGCUGAAGGAAACAAAAUGAGAGACUAACAUCAUUGAAAGGCCAGAAAUCAGAGUCUUAACCGUAUUAUUUUAGUGUGUUCUGAGGGAGUUUAGAUGUCCAGUCCAAUCCCUUUCUUUUGUAGAAAAGGAAGCUCUUCCAAGCUACGUAGCAGUAUUUAGUGUAUAAAAUUUCAGUUUAGCUUUGACAGUUGUGAAAUUUUCAAUUAUCAGUCUUAACAGUUAUAUGCUAUUAACAAGUAUGCUUACUUUAUUUCUUUAAUGCACGUGAACACAAAAUGCUGAAAAGACUAAAAGACUACCACAGAUUUAUUUUUUUUUUAAAUAAACAAAGUUAGGAUAUUGUUACAUGUAUUUGUAUCAUAAUACCUGUAUGUAAACUCUUCUUACCUGAAACAUUCACUUCACCAGUUUCGGCACUAACUAGAUGAUUUUCAGGGGAACAAAAGAAAAAAAGAGCUGGCAUUCCAGAGUGUGUCUGUAUGAGAAGACGUUGCUCAGGAAAGUCAGCUGAAUGCUGAAUGGAAAGCUCUGUGCAGUGUCAUCCCUACUGUUACUAAUAUCGCAGUAAAAAUGUAAGACUCGUGGUGCUAAAAUUGUUCUAAAGUAAUGUUUGUCUGCCGUGGGGAAAAUGUUAAUACUCUUGGAAGUUGGGGAAGCUAUGGAUCACUUGCUCCUAGUUGUUUCAACGUAUUAAUAAUUAGCAAAUCAAAGGUUCUGGACUUGAAUUUGAUUAGCAUCCCAUUGUUUAAUUUGAAAUGUUGUGUUCACUAACAUUUGGUGAAAAUCUUUUGAAGAUAUGUUCUCUGAGCCUUAAAAAUGGCUACCGACAGUACUGUAUGAAGCACUGCCAGCAGAUCUGAUAACUUUUCAUUUCAGUAUAUGACAAUAAUGUUUUCUAAGAAACAUGUAGAAAUCAGCUGAUAAAGUAUAAUGACUGUUUCAUUUAUGGAAUGAAAAAGUAAAGUGUGUCUCAUUCAGAACACUUCAUUUGGAAAAGUCGUCUUUGCAUUUGGGGAUGUCUCUGAAAGCAGCCCUUGAAGAAGCUGUUUCUUUGCCAGGUUGUUCCUGACUUUGUUCUUAAAUGUCUUCUACUUAUUUUCCUGAAAAUGUCUUCACUGAUUGAAUGGUUACUAUCUGUAGUAUGUUUUAGGUACCUAUUGGAUUUUUAAAGGAAGGUUAUUUAUUUUUAAGUUUGCUGCUAUAAUGGAACACCUGGUUAACUGGUCCUGCUGAUUGUGCCUUCCAUCACUGUUUCUCGUGCCACAGCUGCUGUUCAUGUGUAUUUGAAAUAAAGAGGCUUAAAAAGCCAUGCUGAAUUCAAGAUUCCUUCUAAUAAAAAGAGGUAAAACCUAAUGAGUA
Choloepus didactylus (southern two-toed sloth) is the source of this 5593-nucleotide messenger RNA. RefSeq names its product alpha-1,3-mannosyl-glycoprotein 4-beta-N-acetylglucosaminyltransferase A (gene MGAT4A). Gene Ontology annotation, biological process: protein N-linked glycosylation. The record is from RefSeq and is a predicted model, not a curated record. NCBI's taxonomy places the organism in Eukaryota, Metazoa, Chordata, Mammalia, Pilosa, Megalonychidae. Gene Ontology annotation, molecular function: acetylglucosaminyltransferase activity. The transcript has 16 exons. Bases 443 to 2050 code for a protein of 535 amino acids. Gene Ontology annotation, cellular component: endoplasmic reticulum-Golgi intermediate compartment; endoplasmic reticulum; Golgi stack.